Molecule: messenger RNA, 1335 nt
Organism: Prorocentrum cordatum
Lineage: Eukaryota; Dinophyceae; Prorocentrales; Prorocentraceae
Source: the annotation of a GenBank genome assembly
CCUGCCGGGCGGCGGCGCCCGCGCCGCGGCCCUGGCGGCGGGUGCCGCGGCGCUGUGGCUGGCCGGGGGGCUGCAGCUGGCCAGGGACCUGUGCGCGCAGGGGCGGGUGAAGGGGGCGCCAGCGCCGCUGGUGACGGCCUGGGAGUCGCUCGAGGCGAUUCGCCUGGCCUCGCCCCUGGGCGCGGCCCUGGCGACAGAGCCAGCCGCGUGCCCGCACCCCGAGGGCGGGGCCACCGUGGCCGUGCAGGGGCUGCUGCCGGAGAGCACAGACAGCACCGGGCGCCCGGAGACCGCCAAGUGGCACUACCUCAGCUCGCGCCACCUGCCCGGCUCCGACGAGCGGAGGCCGGCGUGGCUGCAGCCGUACACGCCCAGGCUCGACCGCGAGCUGUGGCGGCUGGCCCAGAAGCCCCAGGCCGACGGGAAGGUGCCCGCCUGGCUCCACCGCCUGGCCGCGGCGGUGGCCCUGCGGCAGGGCGGCGCGGCGCAGCUCAGCGCGGGGCCGUGGCAGGGCGUGAUGGCCGACCUGUACGGCAAGCACUCCGAGUACAGCGCGGCGGUGACGCCCCUGCCGGCCGUGAGGAUCGUGCGGCUGAGGCACACGCUCGUGCAGGACGUUCACUCCAACAAGUGGUGGAACGCCACCGUCGCCAAGGUCGCCAAGACGAUGGGGCCCGAGAGCGAGGAGCUCGCCCGCACCAUGUCCAAGCUCGCGGCAUGCACUCCGGCCCCCUGGGCGGAGAUGCCGCUCGCGGAGGCCCUCCUGGCCGCGAUCGUGGCGGCCCUCCUGUGGAAGCUGGUGGUGCAGGGCGCGCCGUGAUGAGCCCCGCAGGGGGGGGUCCCUCGGCGGCGGGCGCCGGGCGGCGCGCAGCGCUCAACUGCACGCAAGAGUGGCCCUUCGCCACAGGGCGGGCGCCUGCGUGGCGAGCGGCUCCGUUGCUGCUUUCUCGUCCCCUAUUUCAGCAGCCCGGCUGUAGCAGCGGCCUGCCCGUUUAGGUUUGGUCUUCUCGCUCGGUGGGGAUUCGGGGUCUCCGCACGGUUUUGGGACUCGGGCCGUUCUCCGAGGACGUCUCGGGCGACUGGGGCCUCCGGGGUCCCAAGGCCGUGCGCUGACGGGCCGUGCGGUGAGGCCUGAGGGGGCCCGUCGCCGCACCGUUGCGGGACUCCACGCUGGCGAGAAAGCGACGGAAGUGCGUCCGUCGUGGCAGCGCUUGGCAGACAGUGGGGAGCUCCGGGCCCCGCGUGCGGCCGAGGCCACGCUCCGGCACAGCGGGCGUGCUGCUGCGGGCUCUCGGAGGCCGUCUUCGCUUGCAGACUCCAGCAGUCAGUCGGGCC